AUGAACAUGUCAGCGAUUGUUGAUGUGCAUCAACCAAUGGGGAGUAUGAGUUUGAGCCCAUCGCACCAGGAAGUCGUGUUGGGCUCAAACAUGGGUCUUUUUGUGCUGCAACUAGAACACUUGUACACGCCACCUCGUUUUUUUGCGCACAGCACGCCGUGGGAGAUGGCCGACAUCCAGUGGAAUCCACAUAUGGCUCGUUCAGCAUGGGUCGCAAGCACUUCAAAUCAAAAGCUCGUGAUAUGGAACCUAGACCGGCCAUCAGGGCGCUUUGGGUGCGUUCAAGCUGUGCCAACGCUUCCGCCAUCGAUCCGCUCCAAGAUGCAGAUGGAUGUUGCUCGCUCGUGCAAGACACAUUCAUCUCCUAGUUCGGCGGGCCGUGGGUCAUUCAUGUAUGGCUCACAUAAAUUACCUGUGGACAGCGCAUCACGAAUUUUACCACAUGCAUCUGACGGGCGCAAUCAGAAUGGCAUACCCAGCUCGAUCGAGCACCUACUCAAUGCACAUACGCGCGCCAUCACCGACAUUAAUUGGUCUCCAUUCCAUCCUGAGGUACUCGCAAGUUGCAGUGUCGAUACAUGGACAUGGAUAUGGGACCUGCGAAUGGCUAACAGCGGUUCUGGGCGUCCUGCACAGGGCUACAGCUCAUGGAAUGCGAGUAUGACGCAAGUCAAGUGGAAUCGUGGCAUAGAACAUCGCAUCGCAGCAUCGUGUGAUGACAAGGUGCUUAUCUGGGAUGACAGAUUCGGCGCAUUGCCUCUUGUCACGCUGGAGACGCGGCAGAGUAAAAUAUAUGGACUGGACUGGAGUCUUCCUGGCAACGAACGCAAUAACCGGCUUAUGACCUGUUCAUUGGAUGGCACUAUCAAAUUUUGGGACUUGGACUCGCCGAGCUCGCGACGUGUAGCUGCUCACUACGCGCGUAUUGAUCAGCCAGAAAGCACGAUCGAGACGCUUCAACCUGUCUGGCGCGCAAGACACUUGCCGUUUGGACAUGGCGCUAUUUCUGUUGCACAGCGUGGCGAUACGGCCGCGACACUUUGGGCAUAUGGUUCACAGGAACCUGUGUGUCGGUUUGAAGGCCAUAUGGAUCUGGUGAAAGAGUUUGUAAUUCGAUCACGCAGCGGGUCAAAUGCCAAUUUGGAUGACCGCACAUUCCAGCUCGUAACUGGAGUAAGGACCAAACACUCCGUCUUUGGCCUAUCAGUGCUGAUGUUAUGCGAGCAUUGGGGCACAUCCAAGGUGCGCCGAUGCAUCACAUACUCACAGAGUCUGCAGUUGCUCCUGAUUCGACUCGACCGUCGACGUCGGCGAGAUCGACGGCAUCAACAGCAUUCGCAGGAGCUGUACCAGUGUCGACAGCAAGAUCCUUGCCGACGGCUGCAUGCACCACGGCAUCGAGGGCACCGACUCACGGGAGGACAAGUUCGUGCAGUCGUCGACACUCAAACUUGGGUUCGUGGUCGCCUACAUUAA
Molecule: messenger RNA, 1476 nt
Organism: Malassezia globosa CBS 7966
Lineage: Eukaryota; Fungi; Basidiomycota; Malasseziomycetes; Malasseziales; Malasseziaceae
Exons: 3
Coding region: 1-1476 (491 amino acids)
Biological process (GO): cellular response to amino acid starvation; positive regulation of TORC1 signaling
Cellular component (GO): vacuolar membrane; Seh1-associated complex
Molecular function (GO): protein binding; signaling adaptor activity
Source: RefSeq, a predicted model, not a curated record